This is a messenger RNA of Drosophila ficusphila, 1892 nucleotides long. RefSeq names its product plasma membrane ascorbate-dependent reductase CYBRD1 (gene nemy). The coding region runs from base 335 to 1207 and encodes 290 amino acids. The transcript has 6 exons. NCBI's taxonomy places the organism in Eukaryota, Metazoa, Arthropoda, Insecta, Diptera, Drosophilidae. The record is from RefSeq and is a predicted model, not a curated record. Gene Ontology annotation, molecular function: oxidoreductase activity.
CAUUCGAAAAGUACGGACGUGGGUGUUUCAUUUCGGAGUUCGUGGCUUUCGUGCCGGUUUGUUUGCGGAGUUACCACCAUCGUCCAGCGGCUCCUCUUCAUCUUCAAUCCUCGCCAUCUCCGCCGGGCAGAUGAAUUAAUUGUGGAAAAUUGUUAAAUUCCAGCUCGUUGAAGCGGCCACAAAUCCAAUUAAGCGCAUACACCGUUUGCGGAGCGUUGUGCAUAAUUGAGUAAUUAAGCUUUCCAUACAAAAAGGGUUUUUGACACCGCACACAUCGAAGUCACUUGGGCAGUUUUGUGGAAAGAGCAGCGGCAUCAAAAUUGAUUGCUUUCGCAUGGACACGAACUCGGUGAGCCCGCUGCCUCCGAUGGAGGAGGCCAUGGACAGGGUCAGUGAGAAGUCGCCCCCGGGAACCCCCAACGGGAUCGAGAUGCCCCCGCCUCCGGAUGAGAAGCGCUAUGAGGAGGAUCCGGACAACGCCUGGAACUGCUGCUCCUGGUGCGAGUAUCUGCUGAUUGUCAUCCUCUCCACCAUCCUGCUGGUGGGGGUCCUGGUCCUCACCCUCUUCUGGGUGAUGUUCUACAGGGAGGGAUUCGCCUGGUCGGAGAGUCCCAAGCAGCAGUUCAACCUGCAUCCCAUUCUGAUGAUCGCUGGCUUUGUCACACUGUCUGGAUUCUCCAUCUUAAUCUAUCGACUGUGCCGCUGCGUGAAGCACAUCUAUGUGAAGCUGAUCCACAUGUUCUUCCACGCCGUGGCCAUUCCGUGCAUCGCGCUGGGCUUCCUGUCCGUCUUCGAUUCCCACGAGGCGUUGCAAAAGGUCAACUUCUACAGCCUCCACUCGUGGCUGGGAUUCAUCACAAUGGGCAUGUUCGUGCUCCAGUUCGUCAUCGGCUUCUUCAGCUUUCUGGUGAUGCUCUGCUGUGAGAACAAGACCUACAGCUGCCGCUCCGCCAUGGUGCCCAUCCACGCCAGCCUGGGCCUGGCCAACUUCUGGCUGGCCAUUGCCACAUCCGUCACCGGACUGAUCGAGAAGGAGCGCGAGACCGUCAACGAGGCGGGCGUGAGCCAGGAGAACAAGCUGGUGGAGCACUACAUCACCAGUGCCAUCGGCGUCACCCUGAUCUUCAUCGGCAUCAUCGUGACCUUCGCCGUGCGGCGGUCGAAUGCUCCCGCCUCCGCGAAGGUUUACGUCACGGAGCGCAUUUAGAGCCGAAGUCUCCGCCAAGGGACUCGGACUCGAAGCCGGAUCCGGUCCAAGGGCAGGAGGAGGGAAGGCGAGCCGCAGAUGGUGUAUCCGAGGAUCCCGGACCUCGGCGACUGGACUGGGGAGAACGGACUGGCGAUGAUGUCCUUUCGCCAGGCUUAACGCACAGAGAACACGCUUCUGCAUCUCCAAUCGAAGAACCCUUUGUAACCCUUUAUACAUAUGCCAAAUUAAAUCCUCCUCGUACACCUAGACUACUCCGUGCGGCGCUAAUCAAAAUCAAAAUCAAAAAAUUUCUCCCACUUUCCACUUUCCUCAGUAGAUGUGUAGGAUUAGGAAUCUCAGAAUAGAAGAGCCGACCAAGCAGCGCAACUCUAAUCAAAAUUGACGUGUUCAGCCGAGCUAAACGAUGUAUUGAGGCACUUUUCGUGAGCAUGAUUAGCCAGUUUUUUGGUAAUAAACGUACGAGUAUAGUAGAAUUUUGAUAUAAGCCCAUGUAACUAAUGUAUGCACCGUACCACGUAACUCAUUGAAUGUACGCACUCGGACUCAAAUCUGUCGCAUUUAGUGUUUUUUUCGUAAUCGUUAAAGGAUUUGUAAUUCAUUAUGCGCUAAGCAACUUAAGCUGUAAACCAACUUUACAAACAAACAAUAAACGAUACUUUUGCCCCUCUAAGGGGUCUCAUAA